GUCCAUGAUCGACGUGCAAGUCUUUUCCUGGAUGGCCUUGAGGAGGAUGGGACACCCUACGGGACAAAACAUCUAACCAACAUGCUCUUAGACAUCAGUGAGGAUGGCUCUAUGUGGGUGGGCCUUGGCUCCAAUGGGUCUAAUCAGUUCAUUGGGCGAAUGCAGGACUUUAGAUUUUAUCCUACUACUUUGACCAACAGGGAAGUUGUGGAAUUGUACUCUGGAGUCCUUCCUGAGCUGCACACCCAGUCUGAAUGUCGCUGUCCACCCAGUCACCCAAGAAUACACCCCUUAGUAGAGAGGUACUGCAUUCCUAAUGGAAUCGAGGACACCACCACUGACAGGGUAUUAAGGCUGAACAUUAAUGCUCAUCCACUCAGCUACAUCAAUGAUCAGGACAUGGGGACCACAUGGCUGUCUAAGAUCAUGACAACACAAGACUUAGAUGAAGGAAUCACCAUUACAGUGGAUUUGGCUAAUGGACAAUACCAGGUGUUUUACGUCAUAGUUCAGUUUGGUGGACUUUUGCCAGAGUCUGUUUUGAUCCAGAGACAGAAGCUUGAUUUCACCGAGCCUGAGAGUGGCAUCAGAGCAGAACAGCCCUGGUUGGAUUGGCAGUACAUGGCCAGAAACUGUAAUGUGUUUGGGAUGCAGAACAAUGGGCCUUUACCAAGACCUGACUCAGUGAACUGUCUUCAGUUGCCCAGCGAUGUGCCCUUCUCUGGAGGUAACAUCACAUUCAGCCUGCUGACCAUGCAGCCCCAUCCGAGGCCAGGCUACAAUGACUUCUACAAAACUCCAGCUCUGCAGUCCAUGGUACAUGCUGCGCAAGUCAGAAUUCACAUGAGGGGACAAUACCAUACCGGAGGAGUCCGUGUGAACCAGCGAUACAAGUACUUUGCCAUCAAUGAGAUCACCAUCAGUGGCAGAUGUGAGUGUCAUGGCCACGCAGACCACUGUGACACCAGUGUCACACCGUACCGGUGUCUGUGUCUGCCAGAGAGCCAUACCAUGGGAACAAAUUGCGAGCACUGUGCCCCACUCUACAAUGACAAACCGUUCCGGUCAGGUGACCAGCUUCAACCUAUGAGCUGCCGACCUUGCCAGUGUCAUGGCCACGCCCUGUCUUGUCAUUACGAUGCUCUAGCUGAUAACCAACCAGAAGAGCACUAUCAAGGAGGAGGAGGGGUCUGUGACAACUGCACGCACAACACUGCAGGAAGGAAUUGUCAACACUGCAUUAGUGGAUUUUUUAGGCUAAAUGAUUCUGAUCCCACUUCAGUUGAUGUGUGUCAGCCCUGUGAGUGCCACACUUCUGGAACGGUCAACGGCACCAUGGAGUGUGCCCAGAUAGGAGGGCAGUGUCAGUGUAAGGCCGGGGUGAUAGGUCGCCAAUGUGCGCACUGUUUGCCUGGUUGGUAUAAUCUGGAUGCUUCAAAUCCGAAUGGCUGUAUUUCCUGCAACUGCAGUAACCUGGGCAUCAGCAGCAGCGCAACAGGAGUGGAUUUCAGCUGUGACCAAUACACUGGACAGUGUCGGUGUAAACCCCAUGUCAUAGGUCUUUCAUGUGACCAUUGUGAGUUUGGUUAUUGGAACCUUUCCAACCCAGAAGGCUGCAUACCAUGUGACUGUGAUCCCUUGGGUUCCCUCAGUCCAUUUUGUGAACCUGAAGGGGGCCAGUGCCACUGUAAGCCUGGGGUGGGUGGUCAGCGAUGUGAUUCAUGCGGCACAGGCUUGUUUGGCUUAAGGCUUGAGGGAUCCUGUGCACCCUGCAACUGCUCACAUGAUGGGACAGUACCUGGGACAGACUGUGAUCCAUUUACAGGACAGUGUAAAAAUGUGGAGGGCCUUCGCUGUGACUCUUGCCGUCAUGGUUACCAUACCCUGGAGCAUCGAAACUCCCUAGGUUGCCUACCAUGUGUGUGUGACAUGAGUGGAACUGUGCCUGAGGGUGUAUGUGACAUGUGGACUGGACAAUGCCCAUGCAAGGAAGGGGUGGAGGGCACACAAUGUACCAACUGUGUCCAUAACUACUAUAAUCGGAGUACAAAUCUUGACAGUGGUUCAUUUCAGGGCUGUGUUCCAUGUACCUGCGACCCCAGGGGCACAGUCCCAGGGUCAGUCUGUGACAGUACCACAGGCCGGUGUGUUUGUGUCCCAACACGCUAUGGAAAAGACUGCAGUAGCUGUCGUCCUGGUUUCUACCUCUCUCCAGAUCACAGGAUGUGUUUGAAAUGUGACUGCCAUCCAAUGGGAGCGCUGCAGCGGGACUGUGAGAGCCAGAAUGGACUGUGUGUGUGCGCCCAUCCCUCAGUGGGUGGGAGACGUUGUGACCAGUGUCAUGAAAAUUUCUUUGGGUUCAACCCUGGUUUAGGCAGAUGCCAGCUUUGUGCAUGUGACCCAGUGGGUAGCAUCAAUAGUUCUUGCCAUCCAGACACAGGGGUAUGUGCCUGUAAGCUUCUUGUAACUGGAGACAAGUGUGAUUCAUGUCAGCCUGGAGCAAGUCAUUUUGAUGCAGGAAACCCCUUUGGCUGCAGCAAAGCACCCUCACAGCAGCCUGUACCGGCAGGUUUAGCUCUCAGUUACUCCUCCAUUCAUCUCUCUUGGCAUCCACCUGAUUCUCCAAACUCACACAGACUCAAUUACACUGUCAUUAGGGAUGGAAAGUCAGUGCAUACCCUCCAAAGCGCUGAAUCCUUUGUGGACAGUGGUUUGUUUCCCUUCACCAACUACUCUUACUGGCUCAGAACGACUAAUAUAGCUGGUGAGACCAUAAGUUCCUCAGCCUCAUACCAAACUUUAGGUGCACCCCCUGCAGUCACUGAGCUUCAUUUAAACCUUCUGGGACGACCUGGUCCAGCUGCUGCAAGCUUUAACUGGACCACACCAAGAAAUGAUACUGGCCCAGUUGAGAGGUUUGUAUUAUCCUUGAAGGAUUCAUCUACAGGAGAAACUUUCAUUCAUUACACAGGCUUAUCUUCAGAAGCUGUGGCAAGCAGACUAAAGCCCUUCACAAAGUAUGCAGCCAUACUGGAGGCAUGUACUUCUGGAGGAUGUACUUCUACACCACCACUUUCUUUAGUGACAGCUGCUGCUCCCCCCCAAAACCAGCCUCCUCCCAAAGUCACUGCUACUGGACCGCAUUCACUGCAUGUGUCUUGGAAACCUCCCAUUCAGCCAAAUGGUGUUAUUACAAGGUAUGAGGUCUUCAUGCGUGGGCCAGUGGAAUCACAAAACUUCUCAGAUCUUGCUCUUGAGAGAAGUGUGUUUAACAGCACCAGCUGGCUGGAGCCAAAUGCCUCAACUGAAGGAAAACUAGCCAACAGAAGUACAGUCUCACCUUCAGAGGCUAGCACCAUUGUAACGGGUCUGCAGGCAUAUUCAACUUACCAGCUGAGAGUUGCAAGCAUUAGCAGCGCAGGAAGGGCUGCAUCACAGUGGACCACAGUCCCCCCGGAGUUCAUGGCUCCUCCAGAUGUGUCUGCAUUGUCAUCCACCAGUCUCAGAGUGACAUGGAACUCUACUGAGGGUCAAGGGUUUAUUGCCAGAGGACAAGUCACAGAGUACCGAGUCAAUUUACUCACUGAGCAAACCACCAAUCCAUAUGCUCCUCGAGUUGUUAGCCAGGUUUUACAUUUGUCAGUACCAUCAUCUCAGACUGUUUACAUAGUGAAAGGAUUGAAGCCUUACCAUGUGUACAACUUCACUCUCACACUCUGCACAAAAAUGGGUUGCAUUACUAGUCUACCAAGCACAGGACGGACCCUACCAGCAGCUCCAACAGGACUGUCUUUACUUCGAUUACAUACUGAAAAUGAAACCACUAUUCUGAUAGACUGGGACCCACCAGCCCAACUUAAUGGACCAAAACCACUAUAUCAGGUGGAAAGAACAGACAUAUCCCUUUCUGACCCACAAGAACCAGUUGUAAGAGGAACCAGAUUUUCAGGGAAUGGCUUUUACCAGUUUCCCAGUGACACUAUUCCCACCAACACUGACUUUACAGUACUCUCUGAGUACUACGCUUUUAUCCAAAUUCAACAAAUGAUUUUUUAUUUCGUCCUCAUCCAUCAGGCACAAAGGAUGCUUCUUAUACCCUCCGCUCUCCUCCUCAUAAAGGGUGUUGAACUGAGUUUUAAGACUCAUUCCCGAGAUGGCCUCCUGCUGUGUGCCUUUUCUCCAGGUGACCAGGAAGAGUUUCUUGCUAUUCACAUAAAAAAUGGACGUCCAUACUUUUUGUUUGAUCCUCAGCAACAGCUAAAGAAAUUCCUUUUAAAUUCUACAUUUUUCAAACGUUUAACAAACUAUUUCUACCCCGUCUCCUUUCUUCCUCACUUUCUCUCAUCUGGUAAAUGCGAUCUGUAUCCCCUCAUUGGUUUCUGUCAGGGAGACGGGGAGCGAGUAGAAACUUUGAAAGGCUCAGCAGUGGCUGUAAGUGUGCAGGGUGAUGGAGGGCAGCGCUACGAUGAUGGACAAUGGCACAGCAUCACAGCAACAAGACGAGGGGCCGUGGGAACAAUCGUUGUAAACAAUCAAUACAGCGGAAGUGCAUCAGCUUCCAGUGGCAGCAGCAUUAUUGGUGAGAACAUGGGGCUGUUCAUCGGAGGGCUGCCUGAAGAUUUUACUCUUCUCAGAGAGGAUUCAGGAGAUGCACGGCUGGUUCGACAGGGCUUUUCUGGCUGCCUCAGAGAUGUGAGAAUAAAAGUGACUGACAGCCCCUCAGAGGAAUGGAUGCUCCUGGACUGGACAAAAGCCACAAUGAAAGUGUCAGUGUAUGAAAGCUGGGAGGGUUGCCCUCUUCAGACUGCUGAUGGAGUGCAUUUUCUGGGUCAUGGUUACUUGGAGUUGCACACAGGUGUUUUCAGUGGAGGACAGGACUUUGACAUUUCUAUGGAUUUCCGAACCGACCAACUCAAUGCUCUUUUGCUUUUUACAUAUAACACUCAAACUGAGGACUACAUGCUUGUGGAGCUAGAAGGUGGCCUCCUCGCUUUCAUUCUUGCCUGUGAUGGUUAUGUGACUGAACUCAGCAUGUGGGUGGGGCUUAGCUACUGUGAUGGAGACUGGAAGCAGCUGUCAUUGGCAAAACGUGGCUCAACCAUAUCUGCUGCUGUCAACGACUGGGCAGAGGAAACAAAAGGAGUGGGAGGGACAUUGAAUUUGAGAGUCGAUUCCCCAUUAUACCUGGGGGGUGUCCCAACAGAGCUCUCACAUCCUGCUCUGGAUAGCCAAAGUCACAAACACGGCCUUGGAGGUUGCAUACGUGGUCUUACCAUCCACAGUGACGAACAAAACUCUUCAGCCAGUCAAAUUGUUGACAUCUCCUUUGCCUCACGUCGCUCUGUCAGAGUCUACUUAGAUGGCUGUCCUACAAGUAAGAGUCGGUUCAACUGCAGAGGAAAUGAUUCAGUCUUGGUGUACAGUGGGAAAAAGGUGCAGGCCGCAGACUACAGUCUCCUGCCUUUUACGGAGUUGUGGCCUUGGCUGCAGGAGGUUGGGCAGCAGGACCGUGGAAGAGAGGACGCAGCCGUGGACAAGAAUUAG
Molecule: messenger RNA, 5544 nt
Organism: Menidia menidia (Atlantic silverside)
Lineage: Eukaryota; Metazoa; Chordata; Actinopteri; Atheriniformes; Atherinopsidae
Source: the annotation of a GenBank genome assembly